Molecule: messenger RNA, 153 nt
Organism: Protopolystoma xenopodis
Lineage: Eukaryota; Metazoa; Platyhelminthes; Monogenea; Polystomatidea; Polystomatidae
Source: the annotation of a GenBank genome assembly
GUUUUUGCAUCCAGUCCGGCUGAAGGACUUUUGCUGCGUGGUGACGAGCUUGUGCAUCUUGAAGGCCAUAUCGGCUGGGAGCUCGAGCCACACGAAGCGGAUGCGAUCGCCAACUGCCGAGGUCACGUUCUGCAACUUCGCGUGAAACGGUAG